This is a messenger RNA of Plasmodium vinckei vinckei, 1152 nucleotides long. RefSeq names its product pre-mRNA-splicing factor RBM22, putative. Gene Ontology annotation, molecular function: pre-mRNA binding; U6 snRNA binding; metal ion binding. NCBI's taxonomy places the organism in Eukaryota, Apicomplexa, Aconoidasida, Haemosporida, Plasmodiidae. The record is from RefSeq and is a predicted model, not a curated record. The transcript has a single exon. Gene Ontology annotation, cellular component: U2-type catalytic step 2 spliceosome; U2-type catalytic step 1 spliceosome; Prp19 complex. The coding region runs from base 1 to 1152 and encodes 383 amino acids.
AUGGAUAGAUAUGGACAUAAUGUAAGAUCGGAUGUAAAAAAACAAGGAUAUGAAAAUUCUGAUUUGCCAAUAUUAUGUGAAACUUGUUUAGGAGAAAAUCCUUAUGUUAGAAUAAUAAGAGAAGAGAAUGGAAAAGAAUGUCAAAUUUGUAAAAAUGCAUUUACUUUAUUUCGAUGGAAACCUGGUCAUAAUGCAAGAUAUAAACAAACAAUAAUAUGUAAUAAAUGUGCAAAAGUAAAAAAUGUAUGUCAAACAUGUUUAUUUGAUUUAGAAUAUAAUUUACCUGUACAAGUCAGGGAUAAAUUCCUUGAAACAAGUAUUACCUUGCCAGAAAAUGAAACGAAUAGAAAUUUUUUUUUAGAACAGCUAGAAAAAAAUAUAUCUACAGAUACGUAUGACAAAAUUAAUCAUGGAAAUAUGGAUUUAUCAAAAUUAAAAAGAAGAGAUCCAUAUUUUAAAAGAAAUAUGGCAAGAGUGUGUAGUUUUUGGCGGAAAAAUGCAUGUAAUCGUGGAGAUGAAUGUCCAUAUUUACAUAAAGAAAUUCAUUUGAAUAAAUCACUAGCUAACCAAAGUAUUAAAAGUAGAUAUACAGGUGAAAAUGAUGUAUUAGCAGAAAGUAUAUUAAAUAGAUAUAAAAAUAAGAAUAAUGAUGAAAAAAAUAUGGCUAAUAAAAUAUGUAUACAAGGUAUUAGUGAUUCAAUAAGAGUUGAAAAUGUUAAAGAAUGUUUUAAAAAAUUUGGAGAAAUUAAAUCAUUUAAAAUGAUACCAAAAGAUUCUAAAAUUUUUAUUUCAUAUGCUACAUUAACAGCUGCAAAAAAUGCAGCUGAAAAAUAUAAAGAUGGUCUAGAAUUAAAUGGAUGUAAUUUAACAGUAACAUUACAACAAGACAAUAUUAAUAAUAAUAUUUGGCCUUCUCCACCUUUUGGUCAAUUUAAUCCAUACCCUCCUAAUUUUAAUCACAAUAAUAAUAAAUUUCCAAAAAAUAAAAAUUUUAAAUCUCAUAAUCCUCCUCCCCCCAAUUCUCAACCAAACAUGAUGACUACUGUACCCCCUAUGUAUUUUCCUUAUAACAAUCCUAACUUUAAUUCAAUACCGCCAAACGCAGUUCCAUAUGCGUCUAUGCUCCCUUCUGAAGCAGAGCAGAGGAAGUAA